CAGAAAUUGACACAUUCAUAGGAGAUCGAAUAAGUGUUAUGGUGUGUUUAUACUUUAUAAUUAAUCAUGUCUCUUGAAAGUGGUUCGUCUAUCAGGCCGUAAUAAACAGUGUCGAUAUUGCCGUCUGGCUUUGAAGUUCGCUGAAAAAUGAAUUCGUGAAAAUCAGCUGAGGGUUGCAGGCUCUUUCCAAUGAGCUAGAUGACAUUGCCAGAGGGAAUAUGGAUUACGAACUGGAAGUUUUCGAAGUAUACGACGACAGUGAGCAGCAGUCAUCGAAAAGGCACUCCAAACACACUCGAAAAAAGUGCAAGCAGAAACAAAAAUCGACGGUGUUGAGUAUAGAGAGUACCGACAACGACAUAAGCAGAUCUAAAACUAGUGUGGUCGGCAGUGAUAGGAAACAUUUGAGCUUGUGCGAGUCUAUACUCGGUGUGUUUAGCAAACUCUUCUGGAGGAACCCCAAGAGGUACCAGAGCACGGUCCCUGACAGGAAUGAUAUAGCCCAUUCUUCCAAAGACUUCCGAAAAGGCUACAUGUUAUGUGAUAACCAGAGAAGAAUUCACGCAAAUGACAGAGUAUACAACUCACAAUUUCAUUACUCUAGUAACUACAUAAAGACCUCAAAGUAUUCGUUGUUGACGUUCCUGCCUCUGAAUUUGUUCGAACAGUUCCAACGCUUGGCUAACUUCUACUUUUUGUGCCUUCUUGUGCUGCAGUUGAUACCGGCUAUCAGCAGUCUCACGCCUGUCACCACAGCUCUCCCUCUCAUCGGCGUACUGGGACUCACUGCCAUCAAAGAUGCUUACGAUGACAUCCAACGUCAUAUUUCUGAUUCCCACGUCAACAAUAGAAAGUCCAGGGUAGUCCGCAAAGGGAAACUCGUCAACGAAAAAUGGUCGGCGGUUCAAGUCGGAGAUAUUGUCAGAAUGGACAACAAUUCUUUCAUUGCGGCUGAUUUGUUGAUUUUAACUUCUAGCGAGCCGAACGGCUUGUGCUACAUAGAAACGUCAGAGUUGGAUGGAGAAACUAACUUGAAAUGCCGACAGUGUCUGGUCGAAACGACCGAGAUGGGUCAGGAUGACACUCUGCUCGGCGAAUUCGACGGCGAAAUAAUGUGCGAACUGCCCAAUAACCUGCUAAACAAGUUCGAAGGCGUCCUGCUGUGGAAGGGCAGGUCUUUCCCGUUGGACAACGAGAAGAUAAUGCUGAGGGGGUGCGUGCUGAGGAACACUCAGUGGUGCUACGGCGUCGUGAUCUUUGCUGGCAAAGACACGAAGCUGAUGCAGAACAGCGGCAAGAGUAAAUUCAAGCGCACUAGCAUCGAUAGGCUCCUCAACUUUUUAAUUAUAGGAAUAGUAUUUUUUUUAUUGUCCAUGUGCCUUUUUUGUAUGGUGGCGUGUGGUAUAUGGGAGACCCUGGUCGGGCAGUAUUUUCAGACCUUCCUGCCCUGGGACACUCUGGUGCCUUCCGAGCCUAUGGGCGGCGCCACCAUCAUAGCCCUGUUGGUGUUUUUCUCAUACGCCAUCGUCCUCAACACUGUGGUGCCGAUCUCGUUGUACGUGUCUGUCGAAGUGAUACGGUUUGUACAGAGUUUUUUAAUCAAUUGGGACGAUCAGAUGUACUACGAGAAGACGGGCACCCACGCCAAAGCGAGGACCACCACACUUAAUGAAGAACUAGGUCAGAUAGAGUACAUAUUCUCUGACAAAACCGGUACGCUUACCCAAAACAUAAUGACAUUCAACAAGUGUUCAAUCGGAGGCCGUUCUUACGGUGACGUCAUCGACCAGAGAACCGGUGACGUCAUCGAAAUAACCGAAGACACGGAACCGCUCGAUUUCUCCUUCAACCCGAACUACGAGUGCGAGUUCCGGUUCUACGACAAGCAUCUGCUCGAAGCCGUACGAAGAAGAGACGCUGAAGCGUUCAGCUUCUUCAGGCUGCUGGCUCUGUGCCACACCGUCAUGUCGGAGGAGAGAGACGGACGACUGGAGUAUCAGGCGCAGUCCCCUGACGAAGCCGCUCUGGUUUCUGCGGCGAGGAAUUUUGGAUUCGUCUUCAAAGAGCGAUCCCCAAACAGCAUCACGAUUGAGGUUAUGGGCGUGAAGGAGGUGUAUGAACUACUGUGCAUACUGGAUUUCAACAACAUCAGGAAGAGGAUGUCGGUGAUCUUGAGGAAGGACGGGCAGCUCAAGCUGUACUGCAAGGGGGCGGAUAAUGUUAUAUACGAGAGGCUGAAGAGCGGUUCGGAGGACUUUAAGAACAAGACCCAGGAACACCUCAAUAAAUUCGCCGGCGAAGGUUUGAGGACUCUUUGUUUGGCGUCCUGCGAUUUGAACGAGGAAUUCUUCAAUAACUGGAAGCAGAGGCAUCAAGAGGCAGCCAUCUCGAUGGAAGGGAGAGAUGAGAAGCUCGAUGCCAUCUACGAAGAGAUCGAAAGAGAUAUGGAUUUAAUAGGCGUGACAGCGAUAGAGGAUAAACUGCAAGACGGCGUGCCUCAGACGAUAGCUAACCUCAUCUUGGCGGGGAUUAAGAUCUGGGUGCUCACAGGGGAUAAACAGGAAACUGCCAUCAACAUUGGAUACUCGUGCCAACUCCUGACCGACGACCUGGUCGACAUAUUCAUAGUGGACGCCUCCUCCUACGACGAGGUCCACCAGCAACUGCUGAAGUUCCGCGAGAACAUCAAGAUAGUUCACAAGUUCCAGCCGCGCAGCCCCCAAGCUGCUACCGUCCCCGCCGCCAAUCAGGCUCCGAACGGGCGAGUCCACACCGCCGAAAGGGCCCCCGACGCCUCCGCCCCCCGCCAGACGAACCCGCCGGCGAUCAGCGUCGUCACUUUCAGGUUUGACGAUGACAUUCAAAACGGUGACAAUACGAGAGCAAGCACCGAACUGGAAUACUACGGCGGAACGGAAGAGCACCACGAAGAAUCCUCGGCGGGAUUCGCCAUCGUCAUCAACGGGCAUUCGCUGGUGCACUGCCUGCAUCCGCAGAUGGAGAGGCUCUUUCUGGAGAUCGUGAUGCAGUGCAAGUCGGUGAUUUGUUGCCGCGUGACGCCUCUGCAGAAAGCUCUCGUCGUGGAGUUGGUGAAGAAGAGUAGGCACGCCGUUACUUUGGCAAUAGGCGAUGGCGCUAAUGAUGUCUCGAUGAUAAAAGGUACUUACUAUGAUGCCGUUAGUCCCAAUGGCCAGGGUCUCUCUGAUUAUAUGUUGUUUUGCAGUGUGACUGCUGCUAUUCUGGUGAUUGUGAACUCGGCUCAGAUCGCCUUGGACACGAUGUACUGGACCGUAAUCAACCACGUGAUGAUAUGGGGCUCACUGGCGUUCUACUUCCUGGCUGACAACUUCUACAACUACGUGUUCAAUGGCCCUUACGUCGGCUCGCUGACAAAGGCGAUGUCUGGGGCGAACUUCUGGUUCACCACCGUGCUCGUCGUCAUCAUCUCGAUCAUGCCGGUGCUCGCGUGGCGCUUUUACUUCGUCGACGUCUUUCCGACGCUCUCGGACAGGGUCAGGCUGAAACAGCGGAUGGCGCAGGUCAGGUCCAGGCAGAGCCAGGACGUGCUCAGGACGCCGUCAGCGAGGAGAGCCAGAAGGUCGAUACGAUCCGGAUACGCCUUCGCCCACCAAGAAGGCUUCGGCAGGCUGAUAACCUCAGGCAAAAUAAUGCGGAAGCUCCCCAAUCCGGAAUUUAACAUACCGAACAUUAUCAACAAACUGAAUAUGAACUCGGGCGGCAGCAACGCCGGCCACCCUCACAAGAACACCGCCUCGACGCCGCCCCCUACGCAGGAAAGUAGCAGCAGCGGUUCUUCGAGAGCCCCCAUUCAAGAUCUCGAUACGAUUAAUCUCUGACGAUCGUAGAGCAGGUUAACGAACUUUUUGGGUAUGCCGGGAGGUGUUCCUCUCCUUUCCGGCACUUUUAGGGACUAGUUUUUUCGAGAAAGACGCCAAAACUGUAGAACAUGUAUGAUUCGAGUUGGGUUUUUGGAUACAUGUUGCCGGAUGCCGGUCCAAGUACGCGACGAUCUAUACACAUGU
Molecule: messenger RNA, 4043 nt
Organism: Leptinotarsa decemlineata (Colorado potato beetle)
Lineage: Eukaryota; Metazoa; Arthropoda; Insecta; Coleoptera; Chrysomelidae
Gene: ATP8B
Product: ATPase phospholipid transporting 8B
Biological process (GO): Golgi organization; phospholipid translocation
Cellular component (GO): plasma membrane; trans-Golgi network
Molecular function (GO): magnesium ion binding; ATP binding; ATPase-coupled intramembrane lipid carrier activity
Source: RefSeq, a predicted model, not a curated record